Psylliodes chrysocephalus is the source of this 1888-nucleotide messenger RNA. NCBI's taxonomy places the organism in Eukaryota, Metazoa, Arthropoda, Insecta, Coleoptera, Chrysomelidae. The record is from the annotation of a GenBank genome assembly.
ACAUAACCUAAUUUAUUUUAACAGUUCAACUUACAACACGUGAGUUGAUGUUAUUUGCGUGUUUAAUUUUAUAAAUAAUAUACACAAUGGUGUCCAAACGAAAGAAGAAGUAUACGUCAGGCGAGGGGGCUCAAUAUAUGACUAGAAAAGCGGCUCUAAAAAAGCUACAAUUAUCUCUUAACGACUUCCGCAAGCUAUGUAUAUUAAAAGGCAUUUAUCCAAGGGAACCAAGAAAUCGCAAAAGAGCCCAAAAGGGAAAGGCAGGAAUAAGAACCAUGUAUCAAGUCAAAGAUAUACAAUUCUUACUACACGAACCAAUAAUAUGGCGUCUCAGAGAUUACAAAAUCUUCAAUAAAAAAGUAGGACGAGCUAGGGCUGUGAAAGACUUCGAGAAACUAAAUAAGUAUCUCAAUAGUCAUCCAACUCUAAAAUUGGACCAUAUUGUUAAAGAACGUUAUCCUACAUUUAUUGAUGCCCUUAAAGAUUUAGACGAUUGUUUAACAUUGUGUUUCUUAUUUAGUACAUUCCCUUCUUUAGCACAUGUACCUAGAGACCAGUCGGCUUUAUGCAGGAGAUUAACAUUAGAAUUUCUUCAUGCAGUUAUUGAAGGUGGAUGCUUGAGAAAAGUUUUUAUUUCUAUUAAAGGAUUUUAUUUCCAAGCAGAAAUUAAAGGGCAGACAGUUACAUGGAUUACACCUCAUCAUUUUUCAUUUACACCUCAUUCUAAAGCUGAAGUUGAUUUUAAAGUUAUGUCUACAUUUGUUGAAUUUUACACAGUCAUGUUAGGGUUUGUAAAUUUUAGAUUAUAUCAUAGUCUGAAUCUAUAUUAUCCCCCUAAAUUUACUGCUUUACAACAAAGUGGUGAUGAGAAAUCACUUGUAGAUGAAGAUAUAUUUGUAGCUGAAAGGGUAGCUGCAUUAAAUUUACCCCUUUCAAAAACUUCAAAUGAAUUGGUAGAAGAAGAUUUUGAGUUAGAUAAGUUCAAUGCAGAUGGUAGUGAAGCAAAUGAGGAAAGGCAAGAAGAGAUCCGUAAAGAAAUGGAAAAGAUUAAAACAUUAAAAAAUUUGUUCAAAGGUUUUAAAUUCUAUUUGAACAGGGAAGUGCCUAGAGAACCACUUGUCUUCGUUAUACGGUGUUUUGGAGGUGAAGUAUCUUGGGAUAAAACACUUUUUGUUGGAUCAACUUUUGAUGAAGAUGAUGAAUCUAUUACUCAUCAGAUUGUUGAUAGGCCUUCAAUGGACAAACAAUUUAUUUCUAGGUUUUACAUUCAACCGCAAUGGGUGUUUGAUUCUGUAAAUGCUCGGGAUCUACUUCCAGUUCAGAAAUACUUCAUGGGUGAAGUUCUUCCUCCACAUCUGUCUCCAUUUAUUGAUGAGGAAAAAGACCAACAGUAUAUUCCUCCAGAAGCUAGAGCUCUGUAUAAUGAAAAUGAACUGGAGGAACAGCACAAGAAUGAUGAAAACCAAGAUGAGGAAAAAGAUGAAGAGAGUGCAGAAGGGGCUGAAGAUGAUGAUGAUGAAGAAGAUGUUGAAGAAAAGGAAGACGAUGAGGCUACUGCUUCUAAAAAACCAAAGCUGUCUGUCAGCACUGGAGAAGUGUUCAAAGAAGUUCCAUGGGAAAAAGACAGACAGGAGAGGCAAGAGUUCCGUUUGAGAGAAAAAAUGGUCAAGAAGAAACACCGAAACUUAUACAAAAGUAUGAUGGAUGGAAAGCAAAAGAGGGCUAAAGAAAUAUGGUUACUGAGAAAGAAACGAAGGUUGCAUGACGAAAAAGAAAAGGGAGAUAAAAAAACCAUCAAAAAAGAUAAAGGAAAAGAGGGUUCUAAGAAGAAAGUUAAGAAUUAGUAUUUUUUUAUAUUCAAUAUAUAAAUAAAAUAUAAUACUUGUUA